AUGGCUUCAAGCCCUAAGUCUCUCGUUCAUGAGUCUAUCGAAAAGGUCGAUGAGCAUGAAUGGGCAUCCACUGUUAGUGAAGGUAAGGUUUCUGAACCUCCAUAUGUGAAAGAAUCGUUUAAAUCAAAGUGCCGCUGUCUGUUUCAACAUAUCAAGCACUUGGAUGUAAAGGGCAUUAUUAGCUUCCUUGAGGUUAAGCAGCAUCACGGCAGUUCGAAGGGCGAAGCGCAAAGUGUUUUAGAAUCGUUUCUUUACAAUGACGACUUGGCACCAGUUGAGGCUGCGAGGCGUACAUGGACUUGGAAGCAGUUCGUUUAUUUUUGGAUAUCCGGUGCAUUUAACGUUAAUACUUGGCAAAUCUCGGCACUUGGAUUGCAGUACGGUUUAAAUUGGUGGCAGACCUGGAUUUUAACGUGGUUCGGGUACACUAUAGUAGCUGUUUUUUUGGUUAUGGCUUCUCGUGUUGGUAAUAUUUACCACCUCUCCUUCCCGAUCUCUUGUAGGAUUGCCUUUGGUACUUAUUUCUCUAUCUGGAUUGUUCUUAAUAGAGUCAUUAUGGCAUGCGUUUGGUAUGCUGUCCUAGGUUGGCUAGGUGGUAAAUGUAUUCAAUUGAUUCUAAUGUCACUGUUCGGUACUGACUUGCCUUUAAGGCUUGGUGACCAUAUUCCUGCCAAUACGCUGAAUGAUUUUGAAUUUCUUUGUUUCAUUCUAUUCUGGAUCUUCAGUCUGCCAUUUUUAUGGAUGCCUCCUCACUCACUACGUUACAUUUUUGCCGUCAAGGCAGCAGUUACUCCAUUUGCUGCGUUUACUUUUGUCAUUUGGGCAAUUGUAAAGUCUAAAGGUAAAUUUGAAUGGGGUGCAUUAUCUGUUGCUGACGAAAGCAAGAAGUUAAGUACAGCAUGGGCCGUCAUCAGAACUUUGAUUAUUCCUCUAGGUAACUUUUCAACGUUGCUGUUGAACGCGCCAGAUUUCGCUCGUUUUUCUAAAAAUCCAAUUUCUGCAACAUAUUCGCAGUUGAUUUCACUUCCAGUUGUUUUUUCGACAAUUUCUCUGCUAGGUAUUUUGGUUGUCUCUAGUACUUACACAAUAUACGGUGUCAACGAAUGGGAUCCAUUAGUUACCUUGGGUAGGUUCUUGAAAGGAUACAGCUCUGGUGAUCGUGCUGGUGUGUUCUUAAUUGCAACGGUUUUCUGUUUCGAUCAAUUAGGUGCAAACUUGGCUAACAAUGCUAUACCUGCAGGUACCGACAUGACUGCAUUGUUUCCAAAGUUUAUUAAUAUUAGACGUGGUUCCUACUUCUGUGCAUUCUUGUCUUUAGUUAUUUGUCCAUGGAACCUAAUGUCUUCUUCUGCAAAAUUUACUAAUGCUUUAUCUGCUUACGCUGUUUUCCUAUCAUCGAUUUCAGGUGUUAUUGCUGCGGAUUAUUAUAUUGUUAGGAAGGGUUAUGUUAACCUGUUGCAUUGCUAUACAAACAAAGCUGACUCGUAUUACAUGUACAACAAAUUUGGUACUAACUGGAGAGCUGUUGUUGCAUAUGUAGUUGGUAUCAUUCCAAAUUUCGCAGGUUUCCUUGGUGAUUUAGGAGUUGGGAUUAGCGUUUCGGUUGCUGCCAUGAGGAUUUACUAUAUGAACUACUUCAUUGGCUUUUUCGUUUCGGGUUUAGUGUAUAUCAUUUUGGUUUACUUCUUCCCUGUUUCAGGGGUCCCAGAAGGUAAAUUAUUAUCACUCAAGCCUUGGAGUGAAAAAUGGGUAGAGGUUGAAGAGUUCGCUAAGGAAAGGGCGGCAUAUGAAAAGGAUGAAGAGUACGUUGUCGAAGCCUUUACUUCUGGCUCAAAAGUGAGACAGGAGUGCUGA
Molecule: messenger RNA, 1854 nt
Organism: Eremothecium sinecaudum
Lineage: Eukaryota; Fungi; Ascomycota; Saccharomycetes; Saccharomycetales; Saccharomycetaceae
Product: nucleobase cation symporter-1 family protein
Exons: 1
Coding region: 1-1854 (617 amino acids)
Biological process (GO): transmembrane transport; nucleobase transport
Cellular component (GO): plasma membrane
Molecular function (GO): nucleobase transmembrane transporter activity
Source: RefSeq, a predicted model, not a curated record